Molecule: messenger RNA, 2983 nt
Organism: Solanum verrucosum
Lineage: Eukaryota; Viridiplantae; Streptophyta; Magnoliopsida; Solanales; Solanaceae
Product: probable xyloglucan glycosyltransferase 12
Exons: 5
Coding region: 309-2537 (742 amino acids)
Cellular component (GO): Golgi apparatus
Molecular function (GO): glycosyltransferase activity
Source: RefSeq, a predicted model, not a curated record
AUUAUAUGGUCCUCUCUCUCUCUCUCUACAUUCAAUGUACUGUUUUGCAAAUUUUCAUAUUCCCUUUAUAAACCUCUGUGUGUGUGUGUGAGUGUGUAUUUUUGUGUCUCUCUGUGUCUGCCUUUUCUUAUCUCUUCUCUUUCUGGACUCUGAAAUGAGUUCAAGAAUUCAAAAAUCCAACACCCUUUAGUUUUUUCCAUCUGGGUUUACUAGCAUUGUGUUGAUUUGAGGUGAAAAACAGAUAAAGAUUCAAUCUUUACAGUUUUUAAGUGAUUUUCCCAUCUGGGUCUGUUUCAAGAAUCUCAACAAUGGCACCUUCUUUUACCUGGUGGGGUAAAGAAACCCAUAGGGGUACACCAGUAGUAGUAAAAAUGGAGAAUCCAAACAAUUGGUCAAUGGUUGAGCUUGAAGGACCAUCAGAAGAUGAUUUCUUGUUACCAAACGAUGAUGUUUCUUCAAUGUCUCCUUAUAAACGUGAAAAAGUCAGAAACAAGAAUGCUAAACAGCUUACAUGGGUUCUUCUUCUUAAGGCUCAUAAGGCUGCAGGUUGUUUAACUUCUAUAGCAUCAGCAUUGUUCAGCUUAGCCUCCGUCGUAAGCCGCCGUGUCGCUGCCGGUCGGACUGAUUCUACCGACAACAGCUCCACUGAGAAUCCGGCUGUCAAGAACCGGUUCUAUACUUGCAUAAAGAUCUUUCUUUGGUUGUCGGUAAUCUUGUUAGGGUUUGAAAUAGCAGCUUAUUUCAAAGGCUGGUACUUUAGUGCAUCAGAUCUUCAAUUACAGUAUUUGUACUCGUUGGAUUUUCAUACAUUUGCUAAUCCAUUAGCUGUGCAAAGUGUUUUUGAUUGGGUUUACUCAAAAUGGGUGUUGAUUAGGGUGGAGUAUCUUGCUCCUCCUCUUCAAUUUUUAGCUAAUGGUUGCAUUGUCCUUUUUCUUAUCCAAAGUGUGGAUAGAUUAGUACUAUGUUUAGGGUGUUUUUGGGUUAAAAUGAAGAAGAUUAAGCCAAUAGCAAAAGACGGUGCAAUGGAUCUGGAGUCUGGUGAUGGUAGUGGUUAUUACCCUAUGGUACUAGUUCAGAUCCCCAUGUGUAAUGAAAAAGAGGUUUAUCAGCAAUCCAUUGGUGCUGUGUGUUGUUUGGAGUGGCCUAAAUCAAGAUUGUUGAUUCAAGUUCUUGAUGAUUCUGAUGAUCCAAUUACUCAGACAUUGAUCAAUGAAGAGGUUCGUAAGUGGCAGAAGGAAGGUGCUAAUAUCAUAUACAGGCAUAGAGUGAUCAGAGAGGGUUAUAAAGCUGGAAAUCUUAAGUCAGCUAUGAAUUGCAGCUAUGUCAAAGACUAUGAAUUUGUUACCAUUUUCGAUGCUGAUUUCCAGCCUAUGCCUGAUUUUCUUAAAAGAACUGUCCCUUAUUUUAAGGAUAAUGAGGACAUAGGAUUGGUUCAAGCAAGAUGGUCUUUUGUGAACAAGGAUGAAAAUCUACUUACAAGAUUGCAGCACGUUAAUUUGGCUUUUCAUUUUGAAGUGGAGCAGCAGGUGAAUGGUAUUUUUCUGAAUUUCUUUGGCUUUAAUGGGACUGCUGGAGUAUGGAGGAUCAAGGCAUUAGAAGAAUCUGGUGGUUGGUUGGAGCGGACGACCGUUGAAGAUAUGGACAUUGCAGUCAGAGCUCAUCUCCAUGGGUGGAAAUUUAUAUUUCUCAAUGAUGUAGAGUGUCAGUGUGAGUUACCGGAAUCAUAUGAAGCGUAUAGGAAGCAGCAACAUAGAUGGCAUUCGGGGCCAAUGCAGUUGUUUCGUGUCUGUUUACCUGCCAUCAUUAAAUCAAAGAUAAGCAUAUGGAAGAAGGGCAAUUUGAUAUUUCUUUUCUUCCUUUUGAGGAAAUUGAUAUUGCCAUUUUAUUCAUUCACUCUGUUUUGCAUAAUCCUCCCAAUGACGAUGUUCAUUCCUGAGGCGACGCUCCCAUCAUGGGUUGUCUCUUACGUCCCUGCUACCAUGUCAUUUCUCAAUAUACUUCCGUCACCUAAAUCUUUCCCAUUCAUCGUGCCAUACCUUCUAUUCGAGAACACCAUGUCCGUUACCAAGUUUAAUGCCAUGGUCUCUGGCCUCUUCCAACUAGGAAGUGCAUACGAAUGGGUAGUCACCAAGAAAUCAGGACGUUCCUCUGAGGGUGAUCUUGCUUCGUUAGCUGAGGAAAAACCAAAACACCAGCGAGUUGCUUCGGAAGAAUGGACAGCGACUAAGAAAUCAGGACAUUCCUCUGAGGGCAAUCUUACUUUGUUGGUCGAUGGGAAACCAAAACACCAACGAGGUGUUUCAGUGCCUGAUUUGGAGGAACUAAGAGAGGAAAUUAAAGAGAAGGAGAAGAAGGCGUCAAGGAAGAAGAAGCACAACAGAAUAUACACAAAAGAAUUGGCUUUAGCUUUCUUGCUGUUGACAGCUUCACUAAGGAGCCUACUAUCAGCUCAAGGAAUCCACUUUUACUUCUUGCUGUUUCAAGGUAUAUCAUUCCUGCUCGUUGGCCUAGACUUGAUCGGUGAGCAGGUCGAUUAAAUCUUUCAUAGCUUAGGGAUAAAUAUUAGUUCAACUGAAAAAGUCAAGUUGGAAACUAGAUGCUGAACCUGACCUUUGGUACAUUACUGUAAAUGAGAAGAGCAAGCAAUGGGGGAAAAUUGUGGAGAGUUGAGUGCACUUAUAUCGCCUCCGCGAACCGUUGGAAACCCUUAAAGAUGAUGAAGCAAAGUUACAUUAGAGCAGAUGGUUGAGCAAAUGCAACAUCUUUGAAUAGAGAAAACCAUUAAGAAUGGUGAAUAGUGUUCAUUUUAAGCAACCCCCCUCCCACUCUUUCAUGUAAUUUCUUUAUCUUCUGAAUUCUUUUUUUUUCUUCUUUCUUUUGGCUAUAUUCUUUUGUAAGAAGAAUUUGUCUUUGAAACAUUAAACAAGGAAUUUAGUGGAAGUUGAAUAGAGUAUAGCAAGCAUGCAGCUUUUUUUCACACAUA